AUCGACGGUUUCUGGUUUCUGGAGAGUCAGCCGUGUUCGCUGCAUUCGUAGCGCGUGGAAUCAAUGUGUCAAUGGACCUGCCAACUUUCAAAGAGCAAUGCGAACGUUUUUUGUCCGUAUCUGACAGGAUCAAAGAUGGCUGGACAAUAAUUCAAGCAAAUUCUCUUUCUACCUGUGAUUUUUAUUUGAAAAAACGCAUCAGCCGCAUUUUAAAUGUUGAAACCAGUAAUUCAAAUCCUGAAGAGUGCGAACCCGGAAAUGAACCAGAAAUUACAGAUUUUGAGGAUCCAAGCUCCGAAGAUACGUCAAAUUUUCCCGAGACGGUUACUUGGGAAUACCACGUGAUAUUCAGUGAAAGCUACGGUGUGCCAGUGCUAUAUUUUAACUGUUGGAAAAACGAUGGGUCCAUUUUACGGUAUGAAGAAAUAUUAUCUUGGCUACAUUCUGAAAUGAAAUCUCAGCUAAUUGAAAAUCGCUGGCAAAGUAUCACUCAACAGGAGCAUCCUGUUCUCGGUAGGCCUUUCUACAUGCUGCAUCCGUGUAAAACCGCUGAAUAUCUAAAUCUAAUCCAGAAAGAAUCAAGUGUAAAUCCUCUGGUAUCGUGGCUCUCGAGUUUCGGAGGAGCAAUUGGGCUGAACAUACCCCUGAAUUACGGAGUGAGUCCCCUCGUUGGAGAGCAGUAGGUAUGCAGCAAAGUCAUAAAUGAAUCGGGAUUAAAAAUUAGAAAUUUUGAAAAAAUCCAUCGAGUAUGUUGCAACUUUCUACGAUUUUCUUAUCCACUCGAUAUUUCUGUCUAAUUAUUUUAAUUUAAUGAAAAUAAAUUACUUACAGAAACCUCUUCGACGUUGAUGCAGGAUGCACGACUCACAAUGUACUUGUGAAUCAGUCUCUGUGAUAUCAUGUAUUUUUAGAAUUAUACUUUGGCAUAUUAUUA
Messenger RNA from Bemisia tabaci, 934 nucleotides. NCBI's taxonomy places the organism in Eukaryota, Metazoa, Arthropoda, Insecta, Hemiptera, Aleyrodidae. The record is from RefSeq and is a predicted model, not a curated record.